Messenger RNA from Psylliodes chrysocephalus, 1786 nucleotides. The record is from the annotation of a GenBank genome assembly. Lineage: Eukaryota; Metazoa; Arthropoda; Insecta; Coleoptera; Chrysomelidae.
AUGACUGCUUUUGAAAUUUGAGGCUGGUAGCCAUUUUAGUGUUGGUUUUAAAUCGUUUAAACAAUUUUAUAAGUAUAAUUUUCAAAAGAAAUAUGCCGCUCUUGUCAAAAAAGGCGUUUGCCCUGCCUAAUAAAACCAAAACUCCGUUCAAGGUGCCUUUAUUGACGAAAGAAAAUAUCGAGAAAGUCUUAAAUGCACAAAAUAAAGGAGUUUCGAAAAGAGGAAAGUUUGAUAACGACAAUAUAUCAAACUCCAGUUCAGGUAAAUCUCGAUACAAGAAGAAAACCAUUAGAAAAUCAGUAAGUUUAACGUUAUCCAUCGAGCAAACCAGUUCUCAAACUUCUAAAAAAUCGAACGACACGCCGAAAAUUGUAGAAUCGCCUUCGUUAGAUCAAUCUGCAUCUAAAUUCGAUCAAUCAAUUGACGAUUUGUUCGAUGAUACUCCACAUGAUGAUUCCGGUGUUGCUUCUGCUUUAACGGAGGAAGUUUUAAGUAGACCGGAGGUCAAAGAGAAAUAUUUGAAGCACUGGGAUGAAACUUUUCCCAAAGAGUUGGAAGAUGAUUUUUGGAAGUUCUCGCAAGAAUGGAUUGAAUCAGGUUUAUUAGAUACGAAAAAAGGUAAGAAGAAUGUCAAAAAAGGCAACACCUCUACACCGAAACAGAAAAAAGAAACGACCAAGAAAAAAGCCACACAGAAAAAAAUGUUCGAAAAUCUUUUGAACGAAAAGAAUAAACAUGUAAAGAAACGCAACGAAAAAACCGAUACAACAGGCGGUUCCGAGGACAGUUUAAAGAAAAAUGGAAAAGAAAUAUCUAAAAAAACCGACGGUAAAAUCAAAAGACCGAUAUCGAAAGAAAAUUCUAUUGAAACGGCCGAAGAGUUGUAUGAGAGGAUGAUGAAAAUUCAAGAAUCUCGAAACGUUGGUUUGUACGUUUACUGCGAUUCGUGUAACAAAACCAGAUAUUUGCCGGAUACUAAAGAUCCCUUAGAUUUACCCCCAAAAUGGUAUUGCAACAUGAACCCGGAUCCGGAGCACAACAAGUGCACCGAUCCCGAGGUGGUCGUGGAGGACGAAGAAUUUUUGAUACACAACUUGUACAACGCCGGUAGCAUAGUGUGGGCCAAAAUGGACGGGUUUCCGUGGUGGCCGGCCAUGGUCGAGGACGAUCCAGAUACAGAGGAUUAUUUCUGGUUGGAAGGGGAUUCAUUGGAACCGACUUGGUACCACGUGACUUUUUUCGAUUCGUACGAGGUGUCGCGCGCUUGGAUGCGACCUUUGCAUCUCAAGCCGUUCCAAGCGAACAUGAAAAAUCCCGUAAUCCAGGAGAAAAAAAGAACCAACCAGUACAAAACUCGAUUGGGCGUCGCCGUCAAGCAAGCUGGCGACGCAUGCGCGAUGCCUCUGUUGGAACGGUUGCGCACGUACAGCUUCAUAAAACGGUAUAAAAAACCAUUAGUUUCGAAAAAUAAGAAAACUAUUGUACGUAAAAAUUCGGCUACAAAGAUUGGAAAUAAGAAAAUUGGAGAAAAGAAACGUAGAAGAGUGAUUCGUAUCGAGUCUUCAGAAGAUUUUGUUGACGACAGUGACGAAAUACCUGUGGAUGUAGAUAAAUUAUUGGAAAAUCUAACUUCCGACAUUAAUAAUUUGUUUCCUUAAAAAGUAUUCCACAUAAUUAAGUUGAAUUAAAAAAAGAAAAAACGUUUUAUUUAUAUAAGAAUAUACAUUUUGUGUUAUUUUAGAGUUUCAUAAUAUUGAUUUGUAGUUAUAAUAAAAAUUUGUUAUUG